AUGGAUUCGUUGAACGCCAGCGGAAUGGACGCGUUCACGGUGGUCCAUCUGAAUUCCUCCUGGAGUCUGGACAGUGGAUAUUCUUUAGCAGCGAUAGCCAGCAUUGCUGCACUUGUAAGUUUUCUCAUUCUCUUUACGGUUGUUGGGAAUAUUCUGGUGGUUAUCGCGGUGUUGACGAGCAGGGCGCUGAAAGCCCCACAGAACCUUUUUCUGGUGUCUCUGGCCACCGCGGACAUCCUGGUCGCCACUUUGGUGAUGCCGUUCUCCCUGGCGAAUGAACUCAUGGGCUACUGGUAUUUUGGAAAAGUUUGGUGCGGUAUUUAUCUGGCUUUGGAUGUUUUGUUCUGCACUUCGUCUAUUGUCCAUCUGUGCGCAAUAAGCCUGGACCGCUACUGGUCCGUUACGCAGGCUGUAGAGUACAAUCUGAAGCGGACUCCCAAACGCGUCAAGUGCAUCAUCUUAAUUGUUUGGCUCAUAUCUGCUUUCAUCUCAUCCCCGCCGCUCAUAUCUAUAGACAGCAACACUGAGAUCAGCUCUCAGCCUCAGUGCGAGCUCAAUGAUGACACCUGGUACAUCCUCUCCUCCAGCAUCGCGUCCUUCUUCGCCCCCUGUUUGAUCAUGGUGCUGGUGUACAUCAGAAUAUAUCAAGUGGCCAAAACCAGAACCAGAAGCAUGUCGGGAAAAGAUCAAAACCCAGAUGGUGUCACACACACUGAGAAUGGACUGAGCAAAGCCACCUCCCCUUUCCAUGGCGAGAGAGAGAACGGUCACUGUCAGUGCCCGCCUACGCCCAGCCAACGCACCGUCACCAUCGCGCCACAGACUGAAGACGGCGACAUGGAGGAGAGCUCCUCAUCAGAGGGCAAAGGUCAAAAGCAGGAGGACACCAAGAGAGCCAAAAGCAGGAAGAAAAACUCCAUCUCCAAACAGUCCACACGCAUCUCCAGAGUCAGUAACAAAUCCAUGGACCUCUUUGCCUCCAGGAGGAAACGUCGCCGGAGCUCCUUAGCCAGGAAAAAGGUGUAUCAAGCCAGGGAAAAGAGGUUUACUUUCGUUCUGGCUGUGGUCAUGGGGGUGUUUGUUGUGUGCUGGUUCCCCUUUUUCUUCAGCUACAGCCUGUACGGUGUGUGCAGGGACUCCUGUAAGAUCCCUGACCCACUCUUUAAAUUCUUCUUCUGGAUUGGCUACUGUAACAGCUCCCUGAACCCUGCCAUCUACACCAUCUUUAACCGGGACUUCAGGCGCGCCUUCCAGAAGAUCCUCUGCAAGUCAUGGAGAAAGUCCUUUUAG
Plectropomus leopardus (leopard coralgrouper) is the source of this 1290-nucleotide messenger RNA. The record is from RefSeq and is a predicted model, not a curated record. NCBI's taxonomy places the organism in Eukaryota, Metazoa, Chordata, Actinopteri, Perciformes, Serranidae.